Molecule: messenger RNA, 399 nt
Organism: Emiliania huxleyi CCMP1516
Lineage: Eukaryota; Haptophyta; Isochrysidales; Noelaerhabdaceae
Exons: 2
Coding region: 1-399 (132 amino acids)
Biological process (GO): protein ubiquitination
Molecular function (GO): ubiquitin-protein transferase activity
Source: RefSeq, a predicted model, not a curated record
AUGACGCUCGGCAAGCGAGCAAGAGAGCGAAUCGGGGAGAACCGGAGCCCCGGGAGGACCGAAGGUGGAGCCCCGGGACCGAGGACUAAGCAAGUGUCUGUGUUUGGGCGUGGUGUCCAGAGCCUCACCUGCAUCGGCAGCAGCGCAUUCUCCUGCUGCGACUCCCUCACCUCCGUCACCCUCCCCGCCGGCCUCCUCUCCAUCGAAGAUGGCGCCUUCCACCGCUGCUCCUCCCUCACCAACGUCACCGUGCCAACCACCGCCGAGAUCGGUGACAAGGCCUUCGAACCCACGACCACCGUCGUGAUGAGCGACCCGGUGAUGGCGGCGGACGGCCAUUCCUACGAGCGGAAGCAGAUCGAGCGCUGGCUCGCGACCAAGUCGACGAGCCCCCGAUGA